Molecule: messenger RNA, 931 nt
Organism: Eucalyptus grandis
Lineage: Eukaryota; Viridiplantae; Streptophyta; Magnoliopsida; Myrtales; Myrtaceae
Exons: 3
Coding region: 104-763 (219 amino acids)
Source: RefSeq, a predicted model, not a curated record
CACACCGCACGCACGGGCAAAGAGAUUCCUCUCUUCUUCUUCUUUUUUUUUUUUAUUAUUUAUAUAUCGUCCCGAGCUCCCGGGGGGCCGGAAAAAAGGGCAAAUGGAAGGAGCCGGGUCGAGACUGAGCCGCGCCUCGUCCCGGUACGGCCCGACCGCCACCGUCUUCAACGGCCCCGUCCGCAAGUGGAAGAAGCGGUGGGUCCACGUGCCGCCGCCGUCGGCCGCCGCCGCCCCCGCCAGCCACCACAGGAACCACUUCCAGCCCAACCACCCGGCCUCCAACCUCUUCCUCUGCCGCUGGACCCCCGUCUCCUCCGGCGCCUCCGCGGCCCCCGACGGCGGCGACGGCGGCGGCGGCGGCUCCGGCUCGGCGGAGGAGGCCCCCAGGCGCAAGUAUCGCUACACUCCAAUUGCUGUGCUCGAAGAUCAUACUAAGGCAGCAGCAAGAAAAGCAGAAGAAGGCAAAAUAAGUGAAAACUACCCAAGCACUGGUGGGCCUAUGGUCGAGAAUGAUGAUAUGUAUGGGAAAAGUGAUCAUGCCGAGGACGAGGAGAAAGAAAUUCAGAAUUUGAGCAAGGGCGGUUUAGACCUGGGUGUGUCUCCAGACGAACCUGAGAAUGGUCAUGAUGACGUCGAUGACAAGAGCGCAACCAUGCUGAAAACAACCACAAGGCGGCUUCUGGUCAAGGGGAUGAGGCCACUCAAUGGGAGCCAGAAAACAGCAACUGAGAAACGGUUGUGCUGUGUUGUAUUGGGGUAAGACUGGCAAAUGAAUUCCCGUCUAGAGAAUGACUUGAGUUUGACAUUUAGGGCAUCAUGUAUCUAGUAGAUGUAGCGUAGUCAGUAUGUAUAAAUCCACCGAGGUGAUACUCGAGUUGCUCCUGUAAAUAUUUUGCUGGGCAAAUAUGUGCUGCUCUGUCUCUGUCUC